AUGACCGACCCCGACGACUUGCCAGAACUUGUCCGACAUCUACAACUGGAAGCUGUAUUCAAGCACACACGAACCGUUCACAAGCUCUUGCGUCCACGUCAAGGGUCGCAGAAACAAGAAACAUGGAUAAGAGAAAAGAAAAUUGGACACGGAGGUUUCGGAGAAGUUUGGCUUGAGCGAAAACUGGAUGGCCGUCGGAGCGCUUCUGAUGCCGCUGAAUUGCGUGCGGUCAAAUGCAUCCAUUCCUCUCUGAAACGGAGGGAUUAUGUGCGCGAGCUCGAGGCUUUGGCCACUUUCUCGUCCAAUAAGUCCAAGUACAACGAGUUCUUUGUUCAAUUUCACGGUUGGUUCGAGAGCACCGACUGGCUACACGCAGUGAUGGAAUAUUGCGAAUACGGAGACCUAAGGCACUAUUUGGGCAAACAUAGCAGGCUACCGGAGGGCGAGGUACAGGAUAUCGCCCGCCAGCUGCUGGUUGGCGUUAGUCUCAUGCAUAAAGCUGGCUUUGCUCAUAGGGAUAUCAAACCUGCGAACAUCUUCAUCAAAAGUGCCCCACCAGCCAAUUGGUGGGUUAAACUUGGCGACCUGGGGCUGAGCAAAAGAACAGAAGAAAUCACCAGCUCAAGCACCGUACGGGCCACGCCCGGAUUUAUACCCCCUGAGCUUCUUGGAUUCACUAGAGAGGACCCCAAACGAGCUGAUCGCUUCUGCUCAGACAUUUGGUGCUUGGCUGAAACCGUAUUCCACGCCCUCACUGACCAAGGAGUAUUUGACACCUAUCUCAAGCUCGUGGAUUAUGCGGCCCGCCGCAUCCCCUUCCCCGAGGAAGCUCUGAACGAAGUCAAUACUAGUGAAUUAGGGAUAGAUUUUAUCCAGUCAAUGAUGAAUCCAAUGCCUCUAGAGCGACUGACAGCAGAGUUGGCUCUGAAGCACCCAUGGCUCACAACGGAAGAGGACAAUAAGUCUACUCGCGACGGUGUGGACAGUGUCCAGGACACGACUGUAUUGACGAUCUUCACUCCUCAGUGUGAAGAUAUUACACAACCAGCCGCAAAUUGGACAUCAGACAUCGAAACCGCCAGGUUGAAAGUCCCUUCCGAUCUACCCGUCAAGUUCGACCAGAUAGAGACGCCAGUGGAAGACCGGGAUCGAACGUGUCUGCCCCAAGAGUCUUCUACCACAACGACGCAUGUAGUAGACUCAAGAAAACACCAGGCCUAUGUUGAAGAUGCUGAUGAGGAUUCGAGUUCCGUCGCUUGCGACAGUACAUUCCUCCAAAAACUACCCGCCGACGUCGCAACAGCGAGCUUGGUUCAGCACAGCAGUGAGGGUAGCACCGAAAAUCUUCCUGAUGAACAGGAACUGCGAGAAACAGAAGCAGAACCGCAUGAUGAGGAUAAUUCCUCGGUCGAGGCUGUUGCCCCAUCAUCAAUGACAUGUACACUGGAUUUCCCACGUUCUCGAUCCUCAAAACCCAAAGUGUCAAAGCCAAUUCAUCAUCGAACCUCGAAGUUUAAGAAGGACACUCAAGACCAGGAUUCAGAGCACAUGAAAAGACCGGGAGAGACCAGCGCACCAAAACUCCGUCCACGAACAACUUUGCCAAAGGGACGCAAGAAACCAGCCAGAACCAGAACCGAUAAUGAAGACCAGGUCGAUCAUUCUCCUUCACCACGCGAGCACAUCAUAUCCAGCGUGUCUUCAAGAGCCGUGUUACAAACAGAUCGUCCCGCUUCGAAGUCCAAAACCAACCCUGAACACGACAUAGUGCCAAAAGAAGCUCGCCCCAUAUCGCCCGCACUGGAUGAUAACGGCAUUGGCCGUGGCAAGAGGAUCACGAACAUCCGUUCUAAAAUUGUCUCUAAACACAUACUGGUGAACGAACUCGACUACAGCUACAAGGAUUUUAUCGACGAUAUAAUUCGUAUGAGCAAGGAGCACGAGAAGGAACGCAAGGCUUUCCGCGGUGAUUCAAAACUCACUGUGAAUGCUGAAGAAUCCUUUUUGCCAAAGGUGUUUCAACUGCGAAGGGCCGGUCGAAAUUGUGGCAGAAUAUGCAGCUUGUGUGGCGAGAGGUGGAAGACCUGCGACUGUCCCCGGCCCACUCACAAGAUGGUCGUUGACUGGCUGGACGCAACAAAGUCAUACCUCAGCGGCCCUGCUGAAACAGUGAAACCUCGAUCUCAGAACCUCGCGAAUGCGGACAAGGUCGCCCCUAGUGAGAAGGGCAAGCGACCUGCUUAUCAAUCUGCGCUCGAAUUUGCGGCUUUAUUUGUCCAGGGACGAGGACGAGCAGAGGCUAGGCGGAAAAAAGACAAAGAAUGA
This is a messenger RNA of Diaporthe amygdali, 2325 nucleotides long. RefSeq names its product kinase-like protein. The coding region runs from base 1 to 2325 and encodes 774 amino acids. The transcript has 6 exons. Gene Ontology annotation, molecular function: protein serine/threonine kinase activity; ATP binding. The record is from RefSeq and is a predicted model, not a curated record. Gene Ontology annotation, biological process: peptidyl-serine phosphorylation; autophagy. Lineage: Eukaryota; Fungi; Ascomycota; Sordariomycetes; Diaporthales; Diaporthaceae. Gene Ontology annotation, cellular component: cytoplasm.